Molecule: messenger RNA, 849 nt
Organism: Cadophora gregata
Lineage: Eukaryota; Fungi; Ascomycota; Leotiomycetes; Helotiales; Ploettnerulaceae
Exons: 2
Coding region: 1-849 (282 amino acids)
Source: RefSeq, a predicted model, not a curated record
AUGGCAAGCAAAGACAAGUCACAUCCACUCUUUGUGGGACAAAACGCAGGCGACUACUCUCAAGAAGGCGUACUUCAGGCACUACAAGAGACCUCACUGCGAGACCUUCGAGGCUGUCGAAGCAUAGUCUACAUCCUUGAUCGAUACCACAUUCAGACAUGUGAUCCUAUCCACCUUUCUGGCAAAAUUUACCUCCAGCUCUAUCCCGUUCAUCCAGGAUCGCUUCAUGUCAAUCUAGGAUCCCACCCCAAGCCUCUUGACACCAAUCUCCUUUACAAGGUCACUCUCUUCCACAAUGGUUCUCCAGAUGGUGGUCCCGAAGGCAAUCCGAUCUUUCAAGGCCUUUUGAUUGGACGUUUGAUGAAAGAGGACAAGGGUACGCAGUACGUUGUCUUCAUGACCUCAACAUAUCGGUUAUAUGCUUGUCUAUCUACAAUACUCGACAAGUAUGAGCCAAGGCCUCCAUUCCACAAGAUUUACAGCGUCUAUGAUGACGACGACGACGAGAAGGAGUACAACGACUUCGAGAUAGACAACGACAUCGGUGACAUCAAUGAACCCUAUAAGCUUGGCGAGAAGAAACCAGGUUUUAUCAGUGAUGACGAGGCAGUCUUCGAUUCUUCCUGUAAUGCUAUAGUACUCGAUCUAGGUGCGCUUGCGGACCUGAUUGGCAACAGAGGCAAUGUGGUACCAAAAGCCAUAGAAGGAAUCACGGAAUGGGAGUGCUACGGAUACCUUAUAGGAGGACUUGACGAGAAUUUCGAACGUGACAACAAACUCGCCGAAUCAUGGAGAGUCUCCAAAUUGGAAAAACCAAGCAGCCCUAGUCCCUUUGGCUCUCGUGUUUGA